Molecule: messenger RNA, 1929 nt
Organism: Peromyscus eremicus (cactus mouse)
Lineage: Eukaryota; Metazoa; Chordata; Mammalia; Rodentia; Cricetidae
Gene: Misp
Product: mitotic spindle positioning
Exons: 4
Coding region: 1-1929 (642 amino acids)
Source: RefSeq, a predicted model, not a curated record
AUGGAUCGCGUGACCAGAUACCCACUCUUCAGCAACCCCCACUCGGCACGGGCCACCAGCUUGGUGCUGGACGAAAACACGAGCUACACCGUUGAGCUGGUGGGCGUCGGGCCCGAGGCUAGCUGGAGCCAGGGUGACCUGCAGGCCUGGUCCGCUGAGUACCAGACCCGGCCAGACGUAAAGAGAACAAGUGUGUCCUCCACCAGACGAGUCUUCCUCAGCCAGCCGCCCCCGAGGUCGCUGUACCUGGAGGAUGAGGACGAAGAGAUGAAGGCAUACCACCUGGACGAAACCAGCACUGCCCUCUACAGCCCACCCAGGGACCUGAAGGCCGAGCGCUCGGCGGUCAUCCACAGCCAGGCAAUCAGGAAGGGCGGCACAGUGGCUACACCCCAGGGAGAGCCCAGGGCGGCUGGCCAGCCCCGGCCCACGUCCACUGAGGAGAUCUUGGUGGACACAGAGCAAAUCGAUUUCCUGGCUGCUCGACAGCAAUUCCUGAGUUUGGAGAAGGCAAACACGAACCCAGUCACUUGUAGUCCCACAGUCAGGGAGACCUUUGCGGGUACCCCACCAGGGGUCAGCCAGGUCCCCAAAGCCUCCACCAGGCCCCGCCUAGCCAACGGCUACGCCAUUCCUGUCACCACGUCACCGGUGAAGGAGGUGACUUUGGAGAAGACUGUCCCAGUUUCCCCAGCUGGGUCCAUCCGUGCAGCCAAUGACCCUGGCCACUGGACCCGAGCCGAGUCCCCUGAGACCCCCAAAGAGACACCCAUCGAAAGAGAGAUCAGACUAACCCAGGAACGUGAGGCAGAGCUGCGGGAGCAGAGAGGGCUUGGGCGGGCCGCCAGGCAUCAAGACCUGGUCCAGAUUCCCAGCAGGCCACUGCUCAGCAAGGUAAGCCUAACGGAGCCGCCAGCGCGCAGGGACAGGGGCCGCCCGUCCCUCUACGUGCAGAGGGACAUGGUGCAGGAGACACAGCGCGAAGAAGACCAUCGUCGGGAGGGUCUGCAGGUGGGCAGGGCGUCCACACCCGACUGGCUCUCCCAGGACCCUCAGCCUGGGCUCCAGAGAAGCCUGAGCUCCGACUGCAUCCUCAGCCCAGACGCCCGAGCCACAGACCCGGCUCCAGAGGCAAGAAAGGUCAACCGAAUCCCACUGGAUGCCUAUCAGCCGUAUCUGGGCCCGGGGACCCCCAAAAUGGAAUUCUCAGCCUUUGGAGUAUACAGCAAGCCAAAUGGUGUCUCCACAGAGGACACCAAAGCCGUGGCCUUCCAGAAGGCCACAGAGUCUCCGAAGCGUGUCUCAGAGUGCUCUAAAAGGUCUCCGAGCUCAAAACAAGAGCACUCAAAGGCCCCUGAGCAGCCCCUGCGUGCCAAUGUGGGUACCGUGAGAUUAGAGAAUUUCCGCCUGCGCCCACUGCGCUUCGGCGUCCCAGAUGUCCCCCAGAAGGCUGAGACCUCCCACAGCUGGGGCUGGGAGGUGGCCGGAGGCCCAGCGCUGAGGCUGCAGAAGUCACAGUCUUCUGACCUGCUGGAAAGGGAGGUGGAGAGCGUCCUGCGGAGGGAGCGAGAGGUGGCCGAGGAGCGGAGGAAUGCCUUCUUCCCAGAGGUGUUCUCCCCCGUGCAGGACCAGGAUGAGCAAGACUCCCGGAGCUCCUCCCGGGCAUCUGGCAUCACCGGCAGCUAUUCGGUGUCGGAAUCACCAUUAUUCACCCCCAUCCAACUGCAUUCUGGCCUGGUGUGGAAGGUGCAGGAGCCUGGGGACAGUGCUCCGGGACAGAAGACAAGGAAGGAGGCGUGGUAUGCAGGUAUCAACCCUUCAGACGGUGUCAACUCAGAGGUCCUGGGAGCCACGCGGGUAACGAGGCACAAGAAUGUCUUGGCGGAACGCUGGGAGGCACGCAUCUAUGCCAGCGAGGAUGAAGACUGA